This is a messenger RNA of Fomitopsis serialis, 1107 nucleotides long. RefSeq lists its product as uncharacterized. The transcript has 7 exons. Gene Ontology annotation, molecular function: tRNA binding. NCBI's taxonomy places the organism in Eukaryota, Fungi, Basidiomycota, Agaricomycetes, Polyporales, Fomitopsidaceae. Bases 28 to 1080 code for a protein of 350 amino acids. The record is from RefSeq and is a predicted model, not a curated record. Gene Ontology annotation, cellular component: cytosolic tRNA wobble base thiouridylase complex; mitochondrion. Gene Ontology annotation, biological process: tRNA wobble position uridine thiolation.
GUGACUUGUGCACAAACUGCCAAUGCCAUGCCUCCACGACUCUGCGCUCUUUGCAAUGAUGCCCGUGCCAUCCUGAAGCGGCCAAAGACCGGCCAGCAGAUAUGCAAGGAGUGUUUCUUCUGGGUCUUUGAAACCGAAGUUCAUAACACGAUCACCGAGUCGAAGCUAUUUAAACCUGGAGAUCGCGUGGCUAUUGGCGCAUCCGGUGGCAAAGACUCUACGGUGCUCGCCCAUGUCAUGAAAACGCUUAAUGACCGUUAUGAAUAUGGAUUGGACUUGUUCCUCUUGUCUAUCGACGAAGGAAUCACGGGAUACAGAGACGAUUCAUUGGAGACUGUAAAGCGAAACCAGCAGCAGUACGACAUGCCGCUCAAGAUCCUUUCUUAUGACGAGCUGUACGGAUGGACGAUGGACGCUAUCGUCUCGCAAAUCGGCAAGAAAAACAACUGCACUUUUUGCGGGGUCUUCCGUCGUCAGGCGCUAGACCGAGGCGCUGCCUCGUUGCACGUCGACCACAUCGUCACUGGACACAACGCGGACGACAUCGCGGAAACGGUGCUCAUGAACAUCAUGCGCGGAGACAUCGCACGGCUUGGCCGCUGUACACUGAUUUGUACCCAGGGCGAAGACACCAUCAAGCGUUCGAAGCCCUUCAAGUACGCGUACGAAAAGGAAAUCGUGAUGUAUGCCUACUUCAAGAAGCUCGACUACUUCUCGACAGAGUGUAUCUACUCGCCAGAUGCGUAUCGGGGCCAUGCGCGAGCUUUUCUCAAGGACCUAGAAGCCGCAAGACCAAGUGCAAUCAUCGAUAUCAUCCACUCAGGGGAGACCUUCGAGGUGAAGCAGGAGGUGAAGGCUACGCAGAAGGCGCAGCAGACAUGCAAGCGAUGCGGUUAUAUGUCCAGCAACGAGCUGUGCAAGGCGUGUACCCUACUCGAGGGUUUGGAGAGGGGCAUGGCCACUGCUACAAUCACGGAGCGCGCGCGCAAGAGACUCGACGCUGAAGGUCCGGCUCCAGACAGUCUACGCACCAUACCAUUCUUCCAGCAAUUACGCGGCCACAUCCGUCAGUCGCGCUAGAGAUGCCGACAUGACUCGCAACCCUCG